Messenger RNA from Jaminaea rosea, 607 nucleotides. RefSeq lists its product as hypothetical. The transcript has a single exon. Lineage: Eukaryota; Fungi; Basidiomycota; Exobasidiomycetes; Microstromatales. Bases 150 to 485 code for a protein of 111 amino acids. The record is from RefSeq and is a predicted model, not a curated record.
CGCUACCGCCCUCGCUCGCCGAGACCGAGGCACCGACGCUGCUCGCAAGCGACAGCGAACCGGUGCCUUCGCGUCGACGUCGGCAGCCUCCCUCCCCUCCGACGUCACCACCUCCGCCUCGCGUCGUGCCCGACACCUCGCAGGAUGACAUGUGGUCCAAAGUCAAGGACCGCAUGACGAUGACGACGACGGGAGGGGGGGACACGCUUGCGUGGUGCCGCCCCUGCUCUGAGUGCAGUGCCGGGCAAAGGGUCAACCUUGCCUGGUGGUCAAGAGCCGGGAUGCCGAAGAUGUCAAGCAAAGCAGGGAAACCUUUGCUUGUCAUCAUUGCCAGCAACGCAAGCUGCGCUGCUCUGGUCGCCUCGUUGGUCGCCCCAACCUCGAGGAGCGCCUCCCCUCACCAACCCCCUUCAUGCCCUCUCCGGCUGCUCGCUCCCUCCGAGCUCAGCCGCUGUCAUGGCCUCCUCGUGGCAAUGGGUGGAUAGCUGCUCGCGAGAGUGGUGAACCAACGAUGACUGAUGUUCUUGACUUUCUCAUAUCUGCUAGAAUGCUACAUCGUGACGAGUCCCUCCUGAGAUGAUGUGUGCGCGCUCGCUUCACCUCUUGA